UUAAGAUUCAGCAAGAUGGCGAUGUGAAGUCACUUUCUGUUUACAAAUAUACCCCGAUAUCUCCACUGUUGUCCAUCAUUUUUUGUUCGUUUUAGUCGUGUGCCAUCAUUAUUGUAUAUGAGCGCUAACGGUAACGGUUCCAGUGACCGUGGAGCUCCAGCUGCCAGCGCCAUCACAGUCACUCUACCCACGCGUCCAUCAACAGCAGACGGAACUGAAACAGACGGGAUGAAAAGAGCAGCAGCCAAGCAGCUAAUAGAAAAGUACUAUUACCAACUCACAGAUGGCUGUGGCAACCCACAGUGUACCAAUCAACAUUGUGCUUCAAGCACCGUCUUCAGUCAGAAAAACCUGUCGAAAAAUGAAGCGGCAGUCCGAGCCUUGGAUUUGUUCAAGCAGAAAGCGCGACUGUGUGAUUCCACGCCUGCGUCCAAAGUGCCAAAGGUUCCCAUUCAAGAGACUGGGGAGGCCAACCACAUGUCAACUGUACAGAGCAGUGCCACAGAACGACCCUCUACUUCUGGAGGAACUUCAAGCUCAGCUUCAGCAACCAAGAGAACUAAAACCCCAUUCUUAACUGAACAGAAAGUCCACGCAAUCAUAGAACAGUGUCAGAAGAAAGGUGACUGGUCUCUGUUGAUACGCACUGUGGGAGAAACCUUCAGAAAUGCUGAGGCAUUGAAUCUAAGUUUCGUAAAGCAGCCAAAAUCAAAGGAGCAGAUGCGUUCCAUGGAAGAGGAUGCAGACAAAGAUAAGGAUGAGAAUGAAAAGGAAAAGGAAAACCAAGACUCAAGUAGUGCCUCUGUCUCACCUUCUGAUGAGACAGAUGUGGAUUGUAGCACAGAUGAUGAAUUUAAUAAAGUGACUCUUGAUUUUAACUCAACAAGAAGAGCUUUUGAAGCAAUGUUUUCUGUAGAAGGACUGCCAUUCUUGUCUGCUCUGAAUAAUGCUAUUAUGUACCUAGCACGGGAUGUGGAAAUGCAAAUACGCUACCACCAGGCCAGUAGCAAUCCAGACUAUAUUAAUCUAUUCCUGAUCAUAAUGGAGAUACCUGUGCAACAGAGUCCAGAGAUUCUGGAGAAUGCUUUCCCUAUGUUCUGUAAGGCAAUGGGCUGUCUGCCAGCCUCGGCACAAGCAAGGAUUGCAAAGGUUUGGUCCAAGUUUGAUGUUGUUAGGCUGCAGAAGUUAUUAGAGUCACUUCAGCAGUUAAUAACUGUAAAAAUAAUCACUGGACAGUUUGGCCGGACCCACACUAUAAGUGAUGACGAGGGAAUAGCAGGCGCGGCACGAGUGAUGAAAAUACUGUAUUAUGCCAGCAUGAUAGGUGGACGCUGUGACCAGCUGGAGUUGAUCAAGGAGGAGAGGAGAGUCAACCAGGAGGAAGAGAACGCAAUGCAUGAGUUUUUCCAAGGUGCUAUGGCUCAAGAGCCCAAAGACCAGCACCAGCCAAAGCCAGACCCUCUGGCCACUGAGCUCCAGAUCACCCCAAUAGACUGCAGGAAACCUUUGAUUCCCUUUGAAAACUUUAUUAACGAUGUGGUGAACGAACACGUGGAGAUGGACAAAGACUUCACCAAUUAUAAGAGUGACACUGGGAGGUUCUCCUACAUGAUGCACUCCUUCCUGCUCAGCACUGCUACCAAAAACCUAGGCAUGUAUUUUGAUAAUCGUAUCAGGAUGAUAAACGAGCGGAGGACUUCCAUGUUACAAAGUAUAGUGCAUGGUGCUCCCACAAUGCCAUUCCUGAGGGUGCGGGUCAGGAGGGACCACGUCAUAGAUGAUGCUUUGGUUGGGCUUGAGAUUGCAGCUCGUGAUAACCCCCAGGACUUGAAGAAGCAGUUGUAUGUGGAGUUUGAAGGGGAGCAGGGCAUUGAUGAGGGAGGUGUGUCAAAGGAGUUCUUCCAGCUCAUCAUAGAGGAAAUAUUUAACCCAGACUUUGGUAUGUUCACCUAUGACGAUGAGACCCGUCGAGUCUGGUUUAACCCCACGUCAUUUGAGAAUGAUGCUCAGUUCUCCCUAAUAGGCAUAGUGCUAGGUCUGGCCAUCUACAAUAAUGUCAUCCUGGAUAUCAACUUCCCCAUGGUGGUGUACAGGAAACUGAUGGGGAAGAAAGGAACUUUUGAGGACAUGGUUGACUCCCAUCCUACGCUGGCCAGCAGUCUCCAGCAGUUGUUGGACCAUGAUGGGGACGUGGAAGACGACUUCCUCCUGAACUUUGUCAUUGGGUUUAAGGAUGUGUUUGAGUCCACUCUGAGUCACCCUCUCAAGGAGAAGGGAGAGGACAUCCCAGUCACAAAUGAGAAUAGGGAGGAAUACGUAGAGCUGUACGCUGACUACUUACUGAACAAAUCCAUAGAGAAGCAGUUCCGAGCCUUCAAGAGGGGUUUCCUCAUGGUGACGGAUGAGAGUCCACUUAAGAUGCUCUUCAGACCUGAAGAAUUAGAGCUGCUGGUCUGUGGAAGCAAGGACUUUGACUUCCAUCAACUGGAGGGUGCCACAGACUAUGACGGGGGUUUCAAUUCAGGGAGCAGGAGUGUCAGGAAUUUUUGGGAAGUGGUGCAUGAAUUCUCAGAAGAGCAAAAGCGCCAGUUGCUCCAGUUUGCCACAGGCAGUGACCGUGUCCCAGUGGGGGGACUGUCCAAGCUGAAGCUAAUCAUAGCCAGGAAUGGACCAGAUUCUGACAGGUUACCUACUGCACACACGUGUUUCAAUGUCCUACUCCUACCAGACUACAGCACCAAGGAUAAAUUGAAAGAAAGAUUGCUCAAAGCCAUCACCCAUGCUAAAGGAUUUGGAAUGCUCUAAGCACACACUGGGAUAAGAAGCAGGGGUCCAUUUCACAAAAGAGCUUAUGUGAAAAAUUAGGUCUGAAUGUAAUUAAGAUCAAAACUUUCAGUUUGCUUUAACUGAAAAUAAAUGGGCAGUAAUCCACUUGAAUUAUUGAGUCUAUUUUGCAAAAAGUAAUGACAAAUGCCACGAACCAGUAGUUACUUGCAUGGACUGCAUUAGAUCUAAUCAAGAUUGAAUUACUGAAAAAAACCCUUAGUGUCCAAGUUUAAGACCAAUUUUGACUUAUUCUAGUUUGAAUCUGGCCCCAGAAUUAGUACAUCCGCCAUUGGCAGCAAGUGAACAUGACUUUUGUGGUCUUGAAAUAUACUGUUGUGUUAUUGCAUGCUGGGAGAUGAUGCAAUAAACUUAGCAUGGGAGACGUUUGGUUUAAGUCUGUGGAGAGACCCAUAACCUUUGGUUUGUGCAGAGAUUGCACCAGUUUUUUUUUUUUUUU
Lingula anatina is the source of this 3283-nucleotide messenger RNA. Its product is annotated as ubiquitin-protein ligase E3A. The record is from RefSeq and is a predicted model, not a curated record. Lineage: Eukaryota; Metazoa; Brachiopoda; Lingulata; Lingulida; Lingulidae. Gene Ontology annotation, molecular function: ubiquitin protein ligase activity. Gene Ontology annotation, biological process: protein polyubiquitination.